UAACAACCGGAUGAGUCUGUUAUUGUGCCAGUGAAAUCAGUUCUCUGGCUUUCGUUUCUUCAGGUAGACGUGCGUGUUUCUCACACAUUCAAUUAAUUUCAAAAAUCGCUUUGGUGUCUUGCAAAUUUAUGUGAAAAACUAAAUAUGCUUCAGCCACGUGAAGACAACGAAAUAUCGGAUAUUUACCAUAAAAAAUACAACAUUUCAACCCUUACAAAAAGGAUGAUAUAUUCUACUUAUUGCAAAUUAAACUUGACCCGUGUUUUGUUUACCACACUCGUAUUGAUCAUGAUCCACAUUGAAACUUCCCAAGCAAUUAAUCAGUCUUAUUAUGUGAGUCCGACACCCAGUUUGCCAGCAAGAGUCGGGGAUGAUAUUACCACGGUACUCUUGGUAAAUAACGAAUCAGGGCAUGUGGCCGAUUUUCAUGGAAGGUUCUUAACAGUACGCCCAGAUAUAGGUGUUUUAACAUCAACAGCCAGAACAUUUAUUCAGGACGGAAUAACAACAGAGUUUGCUACCAAGAUUUUGGGGACUACUUUAAAUAAUGGCCGCCUUUACGCACAAUACCUAAGAAAGAGUUCUAGAGUCCUUUAUGAAAACGAAAAUGUAGGCCCAUCUGUGGUUACUAGUUGGGUAGGUGAAGAAGAUUCUCUCCACACACCACUAUUUUUACAAAGCCACAACGAUCUUUUUAACUUUGAUGACUCUGACUGGCAGGAUAUCGAUGACAGUAUAGGUGUUCAUCACCGAGAGUUCGUGGGUAAUACAGAUUUCGUAAUCGAGCAAAGCACAAAAAUCAAAACCUUAGGAGCUCCCGUUUUGCAUGAUGAAAAAACAAUAACAUCUGUAGCACAAGACAGCAACGAUAUGUUGAAGAUUGACUUAAAUAAGAAAGAUGAAAUGAACAGAUUGAUUGAGGUAUUAUCAAUUAAACAUUUGCAAACAUAUACAGUAAAAAGCCCUAGUGAAAAUUUCACUACUACUACAACGUUUAACCAAUACGCGUUCGACCCACAUGCUCCAAGAAAAGAAAUAAAAUAUGAACGUGUGAUGCAACCGCAUAGAGAACAAAAUUACGAAGAUCAUAACCAAAAAAGUAGAUCCGCCCGCAAGCAAAUCCUAGCAACCGUUACGUAUUAUGGCUUCGCGGAUUUCACCACCAUUGUUGGUGAUAGCGUAAUAGUUUUUUCUCCUAGUACUACACAAAGCAGCCUGCAUUACGGACACGUUACAUCAAUAAAAGGCAAGCCUACUUUACAACAUGAUUCAAUCCCCAUAGAAAUCGCUCAGACUAUGGAAAAACCACAGAGUACUUUAACGAUGGGUACCAGUUCGAAAAUAAAUGAAGAAUUGGGGUCAAAUAUUAUUGCUAGUGAAAUAUUUGAUAAAAAUGAUUCGAACAACUUUUUGGUUUUGAAAUUGAAACCAAUGAACUCAUUAACCACAUUUGCAUUAAAUUCAUUUGAAGAACAGCAGAAUGCCAGUUCGGUGUUAUCUAAAGAAAUAGUUCCAUUGGUCUCCAAUGGAUUUAAAGAUCUUAUAUCGCCCUCUAAUGUUACUAAUGCUGGAUUGAAAGUAGGAACGAAGCAGCUUGAACAUAGCAUUCCAAAACAUGAAGGCGCUACAACUGUAUUUAUUGAUGAUGAUCCCUUCUCUAGUUUUGAUAAGCUUAGUGAUUCAACGAGCUUAAACUUGAAUUCCGCUGACCAAAUACAAUCCGUAAAACCUAUUCAAAUAUCAAAGGGAGAUGAAGUCCAUGAGACCGUGACACAUCAAACUAAUAUUAACAUAACACAGAGCAGCUUGGUCAAUUAUCAAGUUUUUGAAACAAGUAAUGAAAAUCACAAUUUCGACGAAUUAUGCAACCAUACAACUUCACAGGUUUUUCUUACUCAAAUGACUAAGGCAAAUAAUACAAACAAAGAAAAUAAUGGUAGGGAUACUAUUGUUAUUAAUGCGAAUCCACUUCAUGCUUAUGAAAUUAUAGAGACUACCAAAUAUUAUUGCAUACAAGCUUCACAAUCAAAACAAAACCCAGAAUUAAAUAUAAUCAGUGUUCCCCACGAUACUGUUACUAAGUCAAGUGGAGAAUUCAUGUCAAUUAAUAUAAUAGAUGAUGAUAAAGACGAAACAACGGUUCAAGACUUACAGGAUUAUGAAGUGACCACAGAAAACGAAUAUGAAAGCGAAGAUGAAGAAGACGAAAGUGUUAGUGAUGAAGUUGACCUAAUAUAUAAAACUCUAUAUACAACUUAUACAUACUUGACCACAUUCUUUGAAGGGUCUAGAACUACCAUAUCUAGCCAUACUGAGGUUUUAACAAACAUCGUUUCCUCAACAUUUUUGCCUGAAAGUAAAUUAGAAUCCAACACUUUAAAUUAUGUUGAAGAGAGCCAUAUUUCUGAAAAUGCAAUUCGAGAGAUUGACCAUUCUCGGACGUAUACUAUACCUGAUGAAAUUGCUAGUCUAUUAGCCCAGGAAAGUAAAGUAAAUACUGCAGAGAGUUCUAUACAGAUGAUGACCACCUAUCUCGACGAUUUAAAAUUUACUAAGACUUUGUUCACAACAUAUACAUAUUAUACAUCAAUUUUUACAAGUAACGAAACUGCAGUACAAUCACGAAUAGAGAUUGUAACCAAUUAUAUUACUAAAAAUGUACCAAACGAUCAAACUAAUAUUAUAAGUGUCGUUAAUUCCAAAACUACAAAUCAAAAUAUUGUAAAAUCACAAUAUUCUUUAGUCGAGAAUAAAAUCGAUAAGGUAGAAAAUAUGACAUUUGGAAUAGGAGUAAACUCGAGCAUUGUAAGUGAUUCAAGUCCAGCUAGUUUUAAUAACCAAAACCUUACUGAAGACCAAGUAAGUUCGGAAAGUAACACAGAGGAGAUUAUACCGUCAGCAACGUUUCUUCUUCAAACAAGUUUUACAACCUUUACCUUUUAUACAACAAUGUAUGUAGGGGAUGAUACAAGUAUUAUUAGUCGACAUGAGACUAUUACCAAUGUAGCUACCGAAACUUUGCAGCCUACAAAAUUAGUAAGUGUGGAGGAUUCUUCUUUCCCUAUUACUUAUUUUACAACAUUUACUUAUUGGACAAAGUUGGCUAAAGAUGGUGAGAUUACAACAUUAAGCAGGGAGGAAACUUUAUCUAAUGUCAUACAACACAGUAACGGUACAACUUUAGCCGUUAACGAUUUAAAAACAGCAGAUAUGGUAUCAAGUCUGUCAGCCGCAACUGAUAGCAAAACCCAGAAUAAUCAGAGUUCCGAAUCCGAAGGAUCAUUGAUAUCUACUUUGAAAGACCCAAACUUUCAAUCUGACAUUACCACAUUCUAUACCACCUAUACGUAUUAUACUACAUCAUAUGACGUUAAUACGACAUUUAUUGAUUCUCGUCUCGAAACCGUUACCAAUAUAAUGACAUCCAGGGAAAUAUCCAAUCCAAUGGAAGUUACAGAUGCAACACUUUUAAUGAUCAAACCUAGUCACCCCAUUGCUCAUUUUGAAAAUCCAAUUGAAACCAUUAAUCCGAAUGUUGUUUUGUAUGAUUAUAAGCAAAUAAUUGAUGCGGAAAAAAUAAGUACUUUGUAUUUUACAACGGAAAUUGUAUCGUCAAUAAAUAGUGAGGGACAUGAUAUUAAAAUAACCAGUAGCACAUCAAGGUUACACGUUGACCAGUCGAAAAAAUCUAGCUUGCCUAUCAUUGGCAACAUCCCUGAUUACAGCAUAUCGAACAUAAAUUUGUAUAAAACAGGCUUAGUAAGGCUUAUUGAAGGAAAACGCAUACAAAACAGUACGACCACAUUAUACCAAUCUAGAGUUAUAGGAACUGUAAUAGACAAUCGAUACGCGCAAAUAAUUGAAAGUACAUCAAGUUUUUUCUUUGAAAAAACAAAGUCUGACCAUAAUUUGUUUCCGACAAGUGUUAAAAUUCCUGAUAUGAUUACGAAAAAUUUGGAUAUUAUUGAAAUAACAGAAUUAACCAUAAGUGAAAAUGAUGACUCAGUAGUUCCUUAUAAAGACCGGACAAACACGAAACCAGAGUCGGAUAACAUUGACUGGUUGUCUAAUCAUUCACCACAAAGUUCAAAGCGACCAUUUGCACCAGUAAUUCGGCCGUUUGCCUCACGAAACCGGCCUACAUUCGCACCUAAACAAAAAACACUAGUCCCAAGUAGCGCUACUAUUAUUACAAGAUCCGACAUCACACCUACUAUAACAGCAACGCCUGCCUUAAAAUCUGCAGGUAGAUAUACCGCAUCUCGUCGGGGUAUUAUUUCUAAUGUUCCAAUUAAUGCCAACGAGCUUAACUUGUCGCAGAGUCAGUCAUCCAGGCGCCUGUUUGGGCGACCAAGUAAGUCAUUGUCGUCAGAUUUAAUCGAAGCGAAUGACACUAGCAACGCAUUUUCACCAUCGAGCACCCGGUUUGCUUCAGCUUUUCGCCCAGUCGUUAGUUCCAGGCGACAAAAUAUAAAUGUUUCAUAUCGAUCAUCAAGUUUUCCUGUGUUUCGUGGCUCUGGAGUUAUAACCAACUCAAGGUUGCGCAUAAAGCCAACUAGCUCAGGGCUAGUAUCAAGCUAUAGGUCGACACAGUCCUCAACGUUCGUUGCGGAGUCAAGCUCGGAAGGCAGCGUUGAAGAGGAUACCUCAACCGAUGAAGUAGCGGAUGUGGAAGAAGGAAUUAAGAACAAUAACAACAGCCCGUUACUGCGCUUUCGUCGACCUAUAAAUGCGCCCAGUGGAUUUAUUCCUGCAAUUCGACAGACUGGCAAUUCGCCAGCUGUUUCGCUCAGACGAAACCCGCUAUCUUCCCGAGCAAAAAUUUCGACUACGACAACCAGUACAACGACAACGACCGCCAAGCCAAGGGCGCGAAGUUUUCAGCGACCUAUUGGCCCUCAUCCAAGAUCAAGACCACAAAACACACUUUUUCCGCCAAGAGGCCUUUUUCAAAGUCAGCUAAAAAAUGAAAACCUUAAGGCAGUUAAGACAAACGAUAGUGUUUCUAGCAAUGAUUUUGAAUAUGAAGGAAGUGUCGAAGAACAAGAUCUGGAUAAAAAUGUUCCUCGUCAAAAGCGAUCUAUUAAAAAUUCGGCAUAUUUCACAACUGGGCAUCGAUUCCGUCGGCAAGCGGAUACAGUAAGGAGAAAUAAAUUCAGAUUUCGUCGACAAAACCAAACAAUAACUACCAAAGUUGAGUCAAAGCUUAUGGACUCCGACUAUAAUACUGAGACUAUAUUAACCCCUCGUGAUAAGUCUGGUUCUAGAUUUGGAUCAAGAUUUCAUUCUCCCCAGGGACAUCAGCUAUAUACGCAGGCAUUAAUCGUAGACUCAACAACAGCAACCAAUCAUAGGUCGAUUCGCCCAAGCAGACCGACGACAAAGCGACCACAAUUUACGUUGAGAGAGAAAGAUGGUAAUUUAAAAGGCACUACAUCUAAUAACUUUCGGCGCCAACCAGCUAGUGGAAAUUCUUCAAAAAGGCGCCCUGCUGGAAAUUCAAAUAGUCGUAGACUAAAGAGCUAUGUAAGCUAUAACAAAAAUAGUGUAGACAAUGGGCGACAAUCCAGUUCAUCCCGUUCCCGAAACUCGAACUCUAAUACAUUAAAUAGAGGAAGAAGUCGUGGUCGAAAACGAAUCGAAUACGCAUCGGAUUUACAAUCCGUAGAACAUGAACUUCAAAGUAUCACAGUUACACAUUUUAUACCAUCUGAGGUCGCUGUACCUGUAGUAAGCGGACAUGUAACUGAGUACAAAAACAUUGUCACUGCCAAAUCAAGCACUGAGAUCGUGGGUCCAAAUGAGUUUGCAGUAGUAUUAGGUACAAACGGGAUGAGUUCCACAUACUUAAAUCGAGAAACAUCUAUUAUAAAUAUUGCUGGUGCCACCGAACAUACAAAAUAUUUAUUGCAUGAAUCUAUCACAAGUUCUGUAACUUUUACACCAACCACCAUUCGAGGAAGAAAGACAUCCUUUUCACAUAUUAUUCCAUCUACAGCGUAUUCUGUAGAGCACAUUGUAACUACAAUACAGCCUCAAAUUACUGAAAACGCACCGCUUGCCAAUAUUUUACUUUCCCAGUUGCUUUUAGGAAACUUAAACUUACCUGCUCAUCCCUUGAUUGGAGCUGUCGGACAACACAACGUCCCAUCCGCUGCGAUUCCCACAUCUGUUGAGCCUAUCACUGAGUAUCGCACCCACACUUCAACAUAUGUUACUACAAUAUUCGACGGGAUGUCUACUAUUCUUCCAGUGACAUUUCAAGGAAAAAAGAUUUUAACUACUGUUUAUGACACUACCGCACAGACUAUAACAGCUACAGAAUAUAGUGUGGAUACCAUAAUUAACACUCAGCCAUCAGUUCAAAGUGUGCAGACUAUUGGACCGGCUGCUCAUGUAAAUAAUUUGUUAUUGCAGCACUUACUUAUUCAACAACAGCAGGAGUCACUCGUCCAAGCUAUAUCAAACACUACUCCGCCACAAGUAUUGUUAAGUGAAAACCUGCAAGUUUUGGACGAUGGGACACGGUCAUCAAUAAUGUCGGAUGCCAGCGAAAUUGUUGAAUAUGGUUCGGAUUUGGUGUCGGUCAGUAAUGAGUCUCAAGUUACCAAAAGCCAUCGAAAAAAAUCACGAAAAACAAACAGUGGCAGCAAGAAACAUCAGGAAUCGAGUAUAAUAACACUUUAUGUAUCGGGCCGUAGACCUGGUGAAUUUAGUACUGUAUUGUCAACUGUGAGAGAGUUUGAGCACUCUGUUUCAUUGCAGAAGAGGCACGCAAUUUUAGAAAUACAGCCAACCAAUUCUAAGAAUUAUGUUUCUAGCACAGAAAAGAUCGAAAAUAUGAUGGACAAAAAUGUUAUUUUAAAAGAUCUAAGAAGUUCUUUGACGAUUGAAUUUGGAUUUAACGAAUUACCUGAUCAAACUGCAUCAUUAGAAAGCAUUGUAGGUGAUGUGCAUCUUUGGUUUGAAAAUUCUAAUGGACAAUCUACAACGGCGGCAACAUUAAUAAAAUCUGUAGUAAUAUAAUUUCUAAAUUAAAAUAACCUUAUGCUACUUUAAAUUAGUUAAAGGCCGUUUGUCACUUCAUCUUACAAGAAAAAUUAUUACUUCAGAAUGUAAGCGAAAUAUGUCCUGCCACUCCUUGGAAGAUGUCCAAAUACUAGUCAAAGAUAAAUAUAGUAUCACUAGGAACUUCUUCAAUA
This is a messenger RNA of Drosophila erecta, 7202 nucleotides long. RefSeq lists its product as uncharacterized. Lineage: Eukaryota; Metazoa; Arthropoda; Insecta; Diptera; Drosophilidae. The transcript is spliced from 4 exons. The coding region runs from base 145 to 7026 and encodes 2293 amino acids. The record is from RefSeq and is a predicted model, not a curated record. Gene Ontology annotation, molecular function: calcium ion binding.